CGAACAAACGUCGAAACGGAAACGCUCCCUCGGGGUUAAACGGAGUUGGGACUGUUUUAAAAACAUGGAUCUCAUCAUGAGCAUCAUCGAGCCGGUGAAGGCGGUGGCGGAGGUGGUGUACGGCCUGUUCAAGGCCGACAAGGACAACCAGGCCCAAUGCCAGCGGCUAGCCGGCUGCGUUCACGCCUUGCUGCAGACGCUCGACAGCCUGAAACGACAAUAUGACUUCAACAGGCCUAGUAAGGAGCUGCAGGAGCGGCUGGAGGCGAUCAAGGAGAGUUUGGACAUCGCCGAGGCCAUCAUGCGCAAGCAGGAGGCCAGGGGGAAGUUCAAGAGAGUGCUGAAGGCCCACAAGAUUCAGGACCAGCUGGACGAGCUCUACGUGACGCUUGAUGACGACCACAAGCAGCUCACCUUACUCCUACAGGUGGAGCAGAGAGGAGCGACUGGCGACGCCCUCAGGCACCUGGAUGAAGUGCAGCAGGGCAUGAACAACACCAACGCCAAGGCCAGUGCCAUCCAGGACACAGUGGACAACACCAUGAGAACAAUCGGGGGCAUGGACACCAAGCUGGACAGCUCUCAGCAGAAGAUGGACUCCUUGCACGGGAAAAUGGAUCGGAGUCAGAAGUCUAUAGACGAUCUAAAUGAAAAGAUGGACAAGCUCUUUGCCGGUCAGCCUGCUGUAGUUCCAACCCCUGGUCCCAACCCGACUCCUGCUCCAGUCGUACCCGCCCCCCAAACUCCAGUUGUUCCCGCCCCCCAAGGUCCAGUGGCCCCCCCUGCAGCCUCCAACCUCCCCAAGGAAGCAGACAAGCUUCUGUUUGCGAUACGUGGACGCUUCGUGGAGAAGGUGACACUGCCCGUCAUCAAGGGCCUUCUCGACACCCUGCGUGACGCGCGGGUUCUAAACGAGGAGGAGGCGGAGUCUGUCCUGGAGGAGCAGAGUGCCCGAGCCGACCGCGCCCGCUGCCUCGUGGAUACGGUGCGCAAGAAGGGACAAAAAGCCAGCCAGAAGAUGGUGGACGCACUCCGCGAUCAAGACCCUAGCCUGGCGGAGACGCUCGGACUAUAGGGGGGGCCAGGG
This is a messenger RNA of Engraulis encrasicolus (European anchovy), 1087 nucleotides long. RefSeq lists its product as uncharacterized. Lineage: Eukaryota; Metazoa; Chordata; Actinopteri; Clupeiformes; Engraulidae. Gene Ontology annotation, biological process: cell surface receptor signaling pathway; regulation of apoptotic process. The transcript has 10 exons. The record is from RefSeq and is a predicted model, not a curated record. Bases 65 to 1075 code for a protein of 336 amino acids.